CCAACUCGAUGUCGAGAACAAGAAUUUGAAUGUGUGAAAAAUUUGCGCUGUAUUGAUGAAAGAUAUUUAUGUGAUGGAGACAAUGACUGUGGAGAUGGAUCUGAUGAGGAUUCUUCUUCUGGAGGCAAAUGUGAAAAAUUCCAGUGCCGUGCUGAUCAGUUCCAGUGUGAUAGCAAUCGCUGCAUGUCUAUUCAUUGGGUUUGUGAUGGAGAAAGAGAUUGUAAUGAUGGCUCUGAUGAGGAGCCAAGUGUCAAAUGCAAAAAUACUACAUGUAGUUCAAACAUGUUUACUUGUAAGAAAAGUGGUCGUUGUAUCCCUACAAGUUGGACUUGCGAUUCGGAUCUUGAUUGUGGUGAUGAUGAUAUUUCUGAUGAGCAUGAUGAUUGUGUUUAUCCAGAAUGUGAAGCUAUAGAAUUUCGAUGUGACAAUCAAAGGUGUAUUCCAUUAGAGUAUGUAUGUGAUGGAGAUGAUGAUUGCCGUGAUGGUACUGAUGAACGUUCGUGUAUGCAGAAAUGUGAUGGUCCUCAUGAAUUUUCAUGUGAUAAAGGUACAUUGUGUCUUAGUGAAGCAUUAGCAUGCAAUGGAGUUAGGGACUGUAAUGAUGGAACAGAUGAAUUGAAUUGUAGUAAAGAAACUUGUCGGAAAGAUGAAUUUCUCUGCCACGAUGGUAUGUGCAUACCUAACUCCUGGAAAUGUGAUAUGAAGUGGGACUGUAUUGAUCGAAGUGAUGAGCUCAAUUGCAAAAAUGUGACUUGCACAGACAGUGAACAUCUUUGUGUAUCUCAGGAUCAGUGUAUUCCCAAUACAUUUGUUUGUGAUGAACAUGUUGAUUGUGAAGAUCAGUCUGAUGAAAGUGACUGUGAUGAGAAAAUUCAUUCCUGUGUUUUUCCAAAUCAUCUGUGUGACAAUAAGACACGCUGCAUAAAUGUAACACAGUUCUGCGACAAAGUCAAUGAUUGUAUUGAUGAAUCUGAUGAAGGAGGCAUGUGUGAUUAUGAUAUGUGUGCAUUAAGUGGUUGUAAGUAUGAAUGCCAGGAAACACCAGAGGGUCACCUCUGCUAUUGUCCUACAGGCCUUACUCGAACAGUGGAUGGCAAUUCUUGCACAGAAAUUCCAGCAUGUGAGCAGUGGGGUGUAUGUAGCCAAAAAUGUGUGGAGAUAAAUCACCACCACAAAUGCUAUUGUGAACCCGGCUAUGAAUUAGAACCUGAUCUAUACACUUGCAAAAGCAUAGAUCCUGCUGAACCAUACAUAAUUUUUUCAAAUCGUCAUGAACUUCGCAGUGUAGAUCUGAAAACGAUGAAUGUUAAAGCUUUGAUAUCUGGAUUACAGAAUACUGUUGCUGUUGACUUCUAUCACUCUACUAAAGGAGACUUGAUAUUUUGGACAGAUGUUGUAGAGGAUAAAAUUUAUAGAGGCUAUGUCAUUUCGGGCUCAUUAACGAAUAUUGAAGUUGUGGUACAGACUGGUCUUGCUACAGCAGAAGGUCUAGCUGUAGAUUGGAUUGGAGAAAAUUUGUAUUGGGUUGAAAGUAAUUUAGAUCAGAUUGAAGUAGCUAAACUAAGUGGCCUUCACAGGAGAACAUUAAUUGCAAGCAAUAUGGAAAAUCCUAGGGCGAUUGCUUUAGAUCCGCGCUAUGGGAUGUUAUUUUGGACAGACUGGGAUACCUCUGCUCCACGAAUUGAGCGUGCAUCCAUGAGUGGUGAAGGUCGUUCAGUAAUCUGCCGAGUAGAUGAUAUAACAGAUGGUGCAUGGCCUAAUGGAUUGACACUAGAUUAUGUGGCAUUGAGGGUCUACUGGAUUGAUGCAAGAUCAGAUUCAAUUCAUACAAUUACAUAUGAUGGUGAUGAUCAUAGAGAAGUGCUGCGGAGCCAUGAAAGUCUUUCCCAUCCUUUUAGUAUUGCAUUAUUCAGCAAUUAUGUCUAUUGGACGGACUGGAGAACAAAUUCUGUAUUGAGAGCCAACAAAUGGAAUGGUACAGAUGUUCGAGUAGUACAACGUGCUAUUACUCAACCUUUUGAUAUUAUAAUCUAUCAUCCUGCCCGACAACCUAGAGGUAAUGGGUCAAAUCCAUGUGAAAAAGAUAAUGGAGGCUGUUCUCAUCUCUGCCUGUUAAGUUUCAACAACACCCGCACAUGUGAUUGUCCUCACUUAAUGAGUUUGGCCUCUGACAAGAAAACAUGUUAUAAAAAUGAAAAAGUUUUGCUAUUUUCAAGACAAAGUGAAAUUAGAGGUGUGGAGUUAACCAUGCCAUAUUACAAUAUGAUUCCUCCAGUCAGUGUGCCCAAGGUACUGAAAGUCAAUCAGAUUGAUUUUGUUGCAUCACGUCAUCAGAUUUAUUGGUCAGAUACUGACUUAAGUGAAGUGAAAAGAGCAAAUUUAUCUGGGUCUUCAGUUGAAACUUUAAUUGAUAUUGUUUUAGAAAGUCCAACUGGCUUUGCUGUUGAUUGGGCAUCCCAGAAUUUAUUUGUUACAUCACUUGGAGCUUCAAAACGAAUUAUUGCUAGCAACCUGGAUGGUGAAUAUAUUGUUGAUAUUAUAACUACUGAUUUGCAGAAUCCCUGGUCUCUUGCUGUUCACCCAUUUGAAGGACUGCUGUUUUGGUCUGAUCAUGGUACUGGUAAUGGAGAUCAGAUUAUUGAAGUAUCAUGUAUGGAUGGUUCAAACCGUCGCAUUCUUCUUGCGGAAGUAGAUGACCCUAAACUCAACAAGCCAAUCAGUUUAUCGCUGGAUUUUGAAUCAGAACCCAAUUUUCUGUAUUGGAUUGAUAGUGGCAGUGACUUGAUUCGAAGGAUGAAUUUGAAAGACUACAAAGUAGAAACAGUUGAAAUUAAGCCAUUAUUUCUGCAAGAACCAUCAGCAUUAGUCAUUUAUCACAAUACCAUAAUAUAUGCUACAUUUGGGAAUAAUGCUCUUCAUUCUGUUGACAAAGUAAAUGGAGGAAAUCAUACGAUUCUACGGGAGGGAACAGAAGGCAUUUAUGCUGUGAAAGUUUAUGAUGAAGAGUUACAAAAUAAUACUAAUAUAUGUUCUUAUAAAAAUGGAAAUUGCUCUCAUCUUUGUUUACCUGUAUCUCGAACCCAGCGCGUUUGUAAAUGCACCCUUGGAUUUAUUAUUGAUCCUACAAAUGAAACAAAUUGUAUUGGAAAUAGUGCCUUCCUACUAUAUUCUUUGAAUUCAGAAAUUCAUGGCCUUUCCUUGGAUAAAGAUAAGAGAAAUAUCCCAGUGCUUGCUCCAGUAUCUCGUAUUCAAAUGGCUUCAUCAUUGGAUUUUUAUGAUGCUGAGGAUUAUCUGUACUGGACUGAUAAUGAAGCUGGAACUAUAACUAGAGUUAAACGUGAUAUGACUCAAAGAGAGAUUGUUAUCCAAGGCCUUGAUUCUAUUGAAGGUUUUAGCAUUGACUGGAUUGCAGGCAACAUGUACUGGAUUGAUGCAACAUUUGGUGCAAUAGAAGUUUCCCAUCUGAAUGGAAGUAACAGAUAUGUUGUGGUAUCUGGAAGUAUGUCAAAACCGAGGAAUUUAGUUGUUCAUCCUUACCAGGGUGUCAUGUUUUGGUGUGACUGGGAAGUUCCACCUAAAAUUGAAACUGCUGCAUUAGAUGGAAGCCAACGUCGGAUCUUCAUCAAGUCUUCCCUGCAGUUAGUUCAAGAUUUGGCCAUUGAUUUUGAAGAAGAUAAAUUGUAUUGGACUGAUGCUCGCACACAUACAAUUGAAAGAAUUAAUUUAGAUGGAAGUAGAAGGGAAGUAAUAAUUAGCCAUGAUGUGCUUGAAAAACCUGUAUCUAUUGCUGUAUAUGGUGAUGAAAUCUACUGGACUGAGAUGCUUAAGUCAGGUGGUGCUAUAUUCAAAGCAAGCAAGCGAAAGGAGGACACUAUCUCUAUGGUACAAGGCAAUUUGGGAGAUUCAUUGAGAGAUUUACUCAUUUACCAUAAACGUAAUUCUUCUGAAACUAAUCCAUGCUAUAGGAGAUGUUAUCAAGGUGUCUGUGAAAACACUGGCAAAUGUGGUUCAAAUCUUUGUUUGUUCCAAGGUAAUGGUUCCUAUACCUGUGCAUGCUCACAUGGGGAGCUUGCUGAAGAUGGUCAUUCCUGUAAACCUUUUGAUGCCUUCAUAAUGUUCUCUAGAGUCCUAAAAAUUGACAGUAUUAAUAUGUUUGAUGAGAAUAAUCCAAAUGCUCCAUACCCAAGUAUUAGCAAUAAAGUGCACAUGAGAAAUGUUAUUGGAUUAUCUUUUGAUUAUGAAGGAAAGCGCUUAUUUUAUUCUGAUAUUCAACGUGGAACUAUAAAUAGUGUUAAUUUUAAUGGAGAAAAUCAUACUGUAAUUAUUGAAAAACAAGGAUCUGUAGAAGGUUUAGCUUAUGAUCCAAUCCAUAGAGAUCUUUAUUGGACUAGUCACAGUGAUAGUUCUUUGAGUAGAAUCAACUUAGCUACUGAAAACUCUCGACCAGAAGUUGUUAUUCAUUUAGGACCUGAUGAUAAACCAAGGGGUAUUGAUAUUGAUAGCUGUGCAUCACGAAUUUAUUGGACAAACUGGAACACAGAAAAUCCCAGCAUACAGAGAGCAUUUUUAAGUGGCUUUGAUUUACAUUCAAUUAUAGAAACUAACAUUCGAAUGCCAAAUGCAUUAGCAUUAGAUCACAAGGCCCAGAAAUUAUAUUGGUCUGAUGCAAGACUGGACAAAAUUGAACGGUGUAAUUUGGAUGGUACUGAAAGAUACGUAUUGUUAAAUAAGCAUCCACAACAUCCAUUUGAUUUGGCAGUAUAUGAUAAUUACCUUUUUUGGACUGAUUGGGUUUCUCAUUCUGUGAUGCGAGCUGAUAAAUACACAGGAAGCAAUGUAGUUACACUCCGCAAAAACAUUGCUCGUCCUAUGGGAAUAGUUGCUAUUGCAAAUGAUACUGACUGUACAUUAAAUCCGUGUCAUGUCCUGAAUGGUGGCUGCGAGGACCAGUGUAAUGUUGCUGUUGAUGGUCGAGUGUGGUGUUCCUGUUUCUUAGGGAAAGUACUGCUGCCAGAUGGCAAACGAUGUGUUGAGAAAGAAGCUAACUGUUCAACAGAAGAGUUUGAAUGUGGGAAUGGUAUGUGUAUACCAUUCGAAUUAACAUGUGAUGGAGUGUCUGCUUGUCAGAAUGGAACUGAUGAAAAUGAACAGUAUUGUAAAACCAGAACUUGUCCUUCAGAAUUUUUUCCUUGUGCUAAUAAUCGCUGCAUUCCUAAAAGUCGAGUAUGUGAUGGCCAGAACAGCUGUGGGGAUUAUAGUGAUGAAAUGCUUUGCAACUGUGCUGAAGAUCAAUUUAGAUGUCAUUUUGGUGGCCCAUGUAUUACCCAAGCGUACUUAUGUGAUAAUGACCCAGAUUGCCCAGACGGGAGUGAUGAAAUGGAUUGUCCUAAACCUGACUGUUCUCUUCAUCCAUUAAUUUGGGAUCCAUUACAAAAAUUGAUCAAUUGUGAACAUACUGUAGCUUGUAUUCAUCCAGCAUGGAUUUGUGAUGGACAAGAUGAUUGUUGGGACAUGUCAGAUGAAAAAGACUGCGAAACAAAAGUUACAGAAACAUCUUGCCCAUCAAAUUCAUUCCAGUGUGAAGGAGGAGACUUGUGUAUUCCAAAGACUUGGAAAUGUGAUAGAGAUGAUGAUUGUAAUGAUGGAGGAAAUGGAACUGUAAGCUCAGAUGAAAGGGGAUGCAAGUAUGGUUGCCGCACUGACCAGUUUCAGUGUAAUAAUCAAGAUUGCAUUCCCGGUGUUUGGAGAUGUGAUGGCCACCCAGACUGCUUGGAUAAAUCAGAUGAAACUGAUCACUGCAACACACGUCAGUGUGGUGAACGGGAGUUUCGCUGCAAUAACACUGGACAGUGCAUUCCACAGAACUGGGUUUGUGAUGGUGAAAAUGAUUGUGGGGAUGAAGAAGCAUCUGAUGAACAUCCUAGCAGAGGCUGCUUGGAAAAUGUGUGUAAACCUAAUGAGUUUCAGUGUUUGAAUUUUGUAUGCAUAAUAAAAAGUUUUUAUUGUGAUGGGGAUAAUGAUUGUGGAGACAACUCAGAUGAGCCACUACUUUGCCCAAAUCGCUUGUGCAGAAAUUAUGAUUUAGAAUGUGACAAUAAAAGAUGUAUUUCUAGAAGCUUGGUAUGUAAUGGUAUUAAUGACUGUGGUGAUAAUACCGAUGAGAAUGAAGAACAUUGUGGUCAAAGUGUUAAUAUAACUCUAUGUGGAGACACCGAAUUUAAGUGUGAAAAUGAAAAAUGUGUUCUACAGAGCGUCUUGUGUGAUGGCACAAAUGAUUGUGGAGACUUUUCUGAUGAAAUUAAAUGCAACAUUAAUGAGUGUAACUCUAAGUACAGUUGUGCACAGGAUUGUAUAGAUUUGCCAAUUGGGUAUAAAUGCAGUUGUCGCUCUGGUUAUCGACCUGUAAAUGAUGGAAAGAUUUGUGAAGACAUAGAUGAAUGCACAGAAGAACACCCAUGUAGUCAAUAUUGUCACAACACUCAAGGAUCAUAUAAAUGUUUUUGUGAGGCUGGUUAUCUUUCCUUAGAUGGUGGAAUGACAUGCAAAGCUAAUAGUUCCGUGAAACCAAUGCUUAUAUUUUCUAAUCGCUACUAUAUACGGCAAAUUAAUCUUCAUGGCCAUGACGCUGAGUUGUUGGCUCGUAACCUCACAAAUUCUGUAGCUUUGGAUUUUGACUGGUUGGAAAACUGUUUGUACUGGUCAGAUGUGACUGCCCUUGGAAGCAGUAUUAAAAGAAUGUGUUUGAACACUCCUGGACAUCAGCUGUUGCAUGCUGGCUCUCUUCAAAGCCCAGAUGGACUUGCUGUAGACUGGAUAGGAAGAAAUUUGUAUUGGUGUGAUAAAGGCAAGGAUACAAUUGAAGUCUCAACUCUUGAUGGUCGAUUUCGAAAAGUUCUUAUUCGGAAAGGUUUGCAAGAACCAAGAGCUAUUGUUCUUGAUCCUUUCCAUGGUUACAUGUAUUGGACUGAUUGGGGUGAUAAACCAUACAUUGGGAAAGCUGGAAUGGAUGGCAGUCAGUUUACAAAGCUUAUAAAUGAGUCUUUGGGAUGGCCAAAUGCCUUGACUAUUGACUAUGUCACCCGAGAAAUCUUCUGGGCAGAUGCUAAAGAGGAUUAUAUUGCUGUUGCUGAUUUAAAUGGAACAAACAGAAGGACUGUUAUUGCUAGAGGACCUUAUGAUGCUGUUCAUCAUAUAUUUGCUUUGACGGUUUUUGAAGACCAGCUGUAUUGGACAGAUUGGGUUACUAAAAGUAUCGAAAGAUGCCAUAAAUACCAUUGUGACAAUUACACCACAAUAGCAACUACCACUCAUCGGCCAAUGGAUAUUCAAGUAUUUCAUCCAUAUAGGCAAAUACAAUUGAAGACACUAAAUCCAUGCAUGGCUGCAGAGUGUACCACUCUUUGCCUUUUAAAACCAGGAGGUAAUGCAACAUGUGCUUGCCCAGAGAAUUAUGUUUUAGAAGAAGAUAAAAAAUCAUGUAGAAAUAACUGCACCAGCUCACAGUUUAUAUGUGCUGCAACGUAUAAAUGCAUACCAAGUUGGUGGUAUUGUGAUACCCAAGAUGAUUGUGGUGACAUGUCAGAUGAGCCUCCUGACUGCCCACCCUUCCACUGCAGUCCUGGCCAAUUUCAGUGCAGCAAUGGUAAUUGUAUUCAACCUAAUCAAAUCUGUGAUCGUGUCUCACAGUGCCGAGAUAUGUCUGAUGAAAAAGACUGUGAUAAGCAUAGUUGCCUUUUGACUCAGUUCAAAUGUCCCAGAAAUGGAACAACCCAAGCAUACUGCAUUAGUUUAGCUAGCCAUUGUGAUGGUACUAAAGAUUGCUUAGGUGGUGAAGAUGAAGUGAAUUGCACUCCUAAAACAUGUCUUCCCAAUCAGUUUCUCUGUGACAACUCUAAAUGCAUACCAAAAGUGUGGGAAUGUGAUGGUGAUGAUGAUUGCGGUGAUAAUUCUGAUGAGCCCAAAACUUGUGCUGCUAGAGUAUGUCCAUCAAAUUAUUUCCGUUGCAAUUCUGGGCGAUGUAUCCCCCUUUCAUGGAAAUGUGAUGGUGAUUAUGACUGUAAUGAUAAAGAAGAUGAGCCAGACUCUUGUGAUGACACAACUACUUGUCAUCCUUCAUAUUUCAAGUGUCAAAAUAAUCGAUGUAUUCCUACUCGGUGGCAUUGUGAUUAUGAUAAUGACUGUGGUGACUUUUCUGAUGAAGUAAACUGUGUUCUCAGGAAUUGUUCAGAAAGUGAAUUUCGUUGUGAUAAUGGUAAAUGCAUUAGUUCAUCAUGGCGAUGCAAUGGAGAAUAUAAUUGUGAUGAUCAGAGUGAUGAAGUUGGUUGUAAUGUAACUUGCAAAGCGAAUGAGUUUGCCUGCAUUUCAACGAACUUUUGCAUAUUAUCAGAGUGGCACUGUGAUGGUGACACUGACUGCGCUGAUGGGUCAGAUGAAGAAGGCUGUGUAGCUACUACUUGUCAAGGAUGGCAGUUUGCUUGUCACAAUGGGGCUGAAUGUAUCUCUUCUCUGUGGCAGUGUGAUGGAGAAAAUGAUUGCAGUGAUAACUCAGAUGAGAAUCCAGCACUUUGUAGCAAGACAGCUUGUCCUCCCGGACGUUUUCGCUGUGGAAACAAUUUGUGUAUACCUGAAAGCAAAAUAUGUGAUGGUCAAGAUGACUGUGGUGAUAACUCUGACGAAGAAUCCAUUCUGUGUAAGCAUUACAGUAAUUGUGGUAGUCAUGAAUUUCAGUGUGCAAGUGGGCAUUGCAUAAAUGCAACUUUCCAUUGUGAUCAUUUUACAGAUUGUGAAGAUAAUUCUGAUGAAACUGAUUGUGAAUAUGGACCUUGUAGCUUUGGAGCCUGUUCACAACUAUGUACUGAAAAAAAGAAAGAUAGUUAUGCCUGUGACUGUGUGGCUGGUUAUCAUCCUGUUCCAGGUGAAAAAGGAUCAUGUCAUGCAGAAGGUAAAGAAGCUGUGAUAUAUUUAGCAAGUGAAAAUGAGCUUAGACAAGUAAAUCCAUACAAACCUUCAGCUGAAGAUUCAAAUGAUGUUCUUAGUCCUGAAAUUAAUAAAAAUCGAAUCGAUUCUGUAGAUGUUUUGUAUACAGAUACAGAAAUUGUAGUAUUUUGGGUUAAUGUCCAUCAAAGAGCUAUAUAUCGUUACAGAUAUUCUAAUUCAAGUAAUGCAAAUCCUAGACUGAAAAGAGAAGACAACCCUGUGGUUAUUGUGGAUCAUUUAAUUGAACCGAAAAGCAUCUCAGUUGAUUGGAUAAAUCACCAUGUGUAUUGGGUGGAUGCUGGACUUGACGCAAUAUCUCUAGCAUCUUUUGAUGGAGCCCUGCAGCAAACUGUAAUAUCAACAAAUCUUGAUCAGCCUGAUGAUAUUGCAUUGGAUCCAGAAGAUGGAUACAUGUUUUGGACAGAUAGUGGUGUAUAUGCAAAAAUAGAACGAGCACAACUUGAUGGAAGUGAAAGACAGAUAAUUGUUGAGAAAAAUAUUAUUUGGCCUACUGGUAUUGCAGUUGAUCAUCCUGCAAAAAGAGUCUAUUGGGCUGAUCCUAAGGCCUCUCGAAUUGAAUCUGUUAAUCUGGAUGGAAGACAUAGGCAUAUAAUAAAAGCAUUUAGUUCUGAAAAACCAUAUAAGAUUGAUGUGUUUGAAGACUACAUCUAUAUGACAACAACACCUAGCAAUGCUGUGGCUCGCAUGGAUAAAUUUGGUCAUGGUAACCUAACUUACCUCAUCAGAGGUUUAAAUAAGGCAAAUGACAUAGUGCUUGUACAAGAAAACAGACAAUCGAAUUUUACCUCACCAUGUGUGACUGAUAAUUUUUGUGGAAUUGAUGCCCUUUGCAUUGCUAAAAAUCAAACUUAUGCCAUUUGUCUGUGUUCUGAAACAGUGGAUCAAUCAAAUGGAGAUGAAAAUCCAGAAUGUAUUGUUCCUGUUCCAAAACCAUCUUCUUCAUCUGAACCAUUUUGCAGGCUAACAUGCUUCAAUGGCGGCACAUGUUCUUUGGAUGAAAAUAAUGAACCAUCUUGCAGCUGUAAACCUGAAUAUGAUGGUUCUCAGUGUGAGAAUUCAAGAUGUGCAAAUAUCUGUAAAAAUGAAGGUGUAUGCUAUGCAGAUAUGUCCAAAAAUAAUGCUCAUUAUCUGAAGCCUGAUCUAAAGUGCAACUGUCCUCCUUUAUGGACGGGUGAAAGGUGUGAAAGUCCAUCUCGUAGAUGUGAUGGCUUUUGCUACAAUGAGGGGAUAUGUUAUUAUGAAAAAGGUGAAAGACUCUGCUCUUGUCCUGGAGAGUUUUCUGGAUCCCGCUGUGAAAAAUGCAGUUCUAUAAACUGCCAGAAUGAUGGUAUGUGCAGAGUAGAAGCUUCGGGUAAUCUGUCUUGUGCGUGUAUGGCUGGCUUUCAUGGUACGUUCUGUGAACUGUCCAAAUGUGACGGUUUCUGUCAACAUGGCAAGUGCACUAUAACCAAUGGUCUGCCAUUAUGUAUUUGUGAGCCUGGAUAUUCUGGGAAAAUGUGUGAACAGGAUUUGUGUGACAUACAUUGCUUGAAUGGAGGUACUUGUAAAAGGGGUGUGAAAAAAACAACUUGCAUCUGCCCUCGAGGUUUCCAAGGUAGGAGGUGUGAACAAGAUCGCUGUGGUUGCUUAAAUGGAGCUACCUGUGUUUCAACUAAAACAGAAAAUGGCUUUGAUUAUGCAUGUCAUUGUCCAGCAAAAUAUUCUGGCACCCACUGUGAAACUUUCAAUCCUAGUUCGUGUGAUGAUAUUGUUUGUAAAAAUGGAGGAACUUGUCAUAUGUUAAAAGGAAUCCCCAUAUGCAGUUGUCUUUCUCGAUGGGUUGGUCCUCUUUGUGAAAUGUUAUCUGAUAACUGGAAUAAAUGCUUGGGAUACUGCUUGCAUGGUGGAGUGUGUACUUUGCCACCAAAUGGUGUUGGACCACCAUUGUGCACUUGUCCACGUGGGCGGGCUGGAAAACGAUGUGAAAUAAGUACCUCAUGCAAUAACUUUUGUUUUAAUCAUGCUACUUGUGUUCCUGCACUGAACAAUGAUGAAAAACCUACCUGCUUCUGCCCAGAAGGUUUUGUUGGUUUGCGAUGUGAAACUGGUCAGCCUGCAACUUUACCCAAAUCAAAAGAAAGCUCUGCUUUUACAGCUGAAAUGGUUGCUGCUAUAGGAAUACCAGUUUGUACAGUUUUACUGUUGUUGUUGCUUAUUUCUUUUGCUGUUGUUAUUUACUGCAGAAGAAAAAGGGGUUUACCUUUUAUGCAUGUUCGUAUGCAAGAUUCUGCUAAUGUGGAAAUUAACAAUCCAAUGUAUCUCAAAGAAGACUUCGAUUAUGAAGCUAGUGAAGCACUUAAUGGUUCUGUGUCUCAAGAAACUGAUGAGGCAACAAAUUUUACAAACCCAGUAUAUGAUUCAUUAUAUCCAGUUGGUGAAGAAAAGAAGGGCUUACUACAAGGUGAUGCAAUUUGUGUGGAAUUUAGAGAUGGACGUGUAAAUGGAUCUUCUAAGGCAGCUUUAAAUUCCUUAAGUGAUGGAGGCCAUCCUCUGGCAUAAGAAAUGAUACUCUGUCAUUUUUUCUAUCCGUUGCUUGACAUAGACAAUUUUUUCUUCAAUGAAAGUUUGAAUUUCAUUUCUCUGCAAGUGAAUUUAAACUUUUAUGGUUUUUUUUUUAAUUAGUACCUGUUGUUGAAUCUUUUUCCUUUUGGUUUUAAAAUCAAACUAUUGUUAUAUAUAAAGGAAAUUUAGACUAAUCAUUUAAUUUUUUUAUUGACUAAUGCUCAAGUUGAACUUAAUAGAAAUGAUUUGUGUUUAAAAUGUAAUUAAAUAUUUGUGUAAUUUUUUUUAAGAUCUUAUCAAUUGCAGCCUGGUCUUUGCAUUAAUUUAUUAUUUUUUAGUUCAGGAUCUAACUAACUACAUGUUAAUUUGUGUUAAUCUUUUCAACAUAGUUUUAUAUACCUGUAUGUAUGUAUGUAUGUAUAAAUUUUUUGUCACAUUUAUUUUUAGUCAAAAAGUUGAGCUGUUCCUUUUUUCUGUUCAAUUUAUAUACGUUUUAUAUAUAGUUGAUCAUUGAUGUGUCGCUCUUUAUUUUCUUAAUUUUUAUCUCUGGAAUUGCUGCCAAAUAUUACUCUUGUUGAAUUUCUGGUUGUGAGCCAUAUAUUAUUUUUCUAAAAAUAUUUGUUUAUAAAUGCAUGUUAUUCUCGGGCAUUGCAUUUUUUUAACCUGAUGAUCUAGUACUUUAUUUCCAUCAAGAAUUUGUAAGUUAUUUGUUGUAUGUGUGAGAGUAAAUCUUGUUUCUUCAGAUUUGUUUUGUAUUAUUGGAGAAGUAGAGUUCAUUCAAUACUUCCUAUAGGGAUUAAAGCAGUACUGUGGAAGAAAGUAUGCGUGCUUCAUAAGUCUUUAAUUAUAUAGCUAUAAUCAGAUAAAUACCCUUUAAAUAUAAAUCAUUUUGUGGCAAUUGUUUUUAAAUCAAGUAAAUUACUAACCGAGCCAGUAAAUAUGACAUCCAUAAAACUUUGUAAGUGCCAAAUUAUAGUGUUGUCUUUAUACUGUGCUGUUAAGGUAGUACUUUUUAUAUUAUUUAGCUCCGUAUGCUUGCCAUCUUAAUUAUUGCUUCUAGAAUUUCAAACAGAUGUGCAAUUAGAAUUGUUAUCAAUCUCUUGUAUUUUAACUUCAUUGUGUUUUUAUGUGUGUAUGCCUGAAAUGCCUCCCUUUGUCAAUUCCUUAAAAGUGUUGUCAAAGUGAAUUGUGUGUGCUUCAUUUUAAAGACAAUUGCUACAAAUUAUCUUUGUAUAUGUGUAUCUAUCUAUAUAUGUUGCAUUGGAGGCAUAAAAUGAAGCAUUUCGUUACAUUUUCUAUAGUAAAUGUGAUCCUUGUGAUAUUUUUGGCAAAAAUAUGCAUAUAUAUCUUUAAAUUAACUGGUAUUUGCAAGCUUACAGUAGUAGUAUUAUACAGACUUUUUCAUUGCAAACUCAUGUUCUUAUGUCUCCAUAACAGUUGCAUAAUGAGUAAUAUUCCACUUUUUAUAUAUUUUGUAAUUCCAUACACUUAGUUGAGGGUACACAAUUGUACAUUAUGAAAUUUUAAAAACUGUAAUAUUUGUCAUUUAUUAUUAUUAUUAUUAUUUAUUAUUCUAUGAAAUUUCAAAUUGCAGGCCCUUUUCCCAACUUGCAAUAUUUUAGAUCAUUUUUGGUAAAGAAGUUAAAAUUCCAUACUAGUGUGUAUAAAAAUUGCAACUUGGAUUAUCUUUUAUUUAAAUGAGCCAAUUUUUGGAACAUAUUUUCUCAUGUUGCAAAAAAAUACAAAAAUAGUUCCUCAUUUAGCAACUGAUAUACCUUCAUGUCCAAUACAAUGAUUUAAUGGAAAAUAAUAUCAGAGAACUGUGUAAGUUUACCCUAUCUGGGAAUGUCAUGUAGUAUAUAUAAUAUGUAGAACAUAAAUUUAAUACUCUAUAGUAUGCUGUAAAAAUGGAUUAAAUAUAAGUUUAUCCUCCAUGAAUUUUAUUUUAGUAUCUUACAUUCUAAGAUGUUUAAUCAAACAAUGGCUUUAUAUCGGCAUUGGCUAAGAAUAACUUUUCAUAGUGAUUUUAUAAAAUACAUUGUUGAAAUUGCUUUUUUUAAUGUCUAUGCAAAGACUUUUGGAAAAUUAUUUUUAAAUCAUUCAUAUUUUUAGGUGUACUGUUUGUAACAGUAGAUGAGAUCUUAUAAUUUUUCAGCAUCUUUCUCACAUUAGAUAAAUAAACGUUUUUAUUAUUUUCCUUUACGUACAAAUUUAUUUAGUAUGCAGCAGAACUUUUUUAUUAUAUAUACAUAUAUUUCACUAAAAUAGCUAGUUAUAUUUUCCGGUAUGUUUCAAUAUAUUGAAGAAUAAAAUAGCUACGUGUGACAUCUACUGCUUACUGUAAAUUAUAAUUAAGAAAAAUUUGUAACUCUAAUAAUUAACCUCUGAUUGUUAUAUUCAAAUAUGACUGGACCAGAUUUUUUUCGUAAAUUAUUUGGUAUCACAUUCAUCUAAUAUAAAAGUGUUAUCCAUAUUUCAUGUUGACAUGCAUCAAAUUAUAAUUUUUUGUAUUCUAGGUCUAUCAGAAAUAAAAUUAUGGAAUAAAAUAAUUGAUUAGAAAAAGAAGGGGAAAAAAAGAAUAUUAUCAGAUAAUUUCAAAUAAUUUAACCAACAAAUUUUAAAUAAAAUGAAAUAAUGUUUGGUUCUCUGUUAUUUCAUAUAAUGCUAUUAAUUCCAAAUAUGUAUGUGCCCAUUGCAAAAAAAUUAGCAUGUUUUUCCCCUGGGGAAUUAGGACAUCUAUGUCUCACGCAUUCACUACAUUGAUGUUGAAAGAAAUUAAGUUUACUAUGAAGAAUUAAAAUUUGCUACUUAAUGUGGAGCAGGAAAUGGCAUUUAUGUUGAUUUGUUUUUCUGUUCCUUGCUAAUUAAAUAGCUGCCUAAAUGGCUUCAAUACAUAAAAUAUUAGUUUCUGUAGCCCAUGUAAAAAGGCUAAUGUCUGAAAACACAUUUAAGAAUGUUUUAAAAUAUCAAAAGAUCUUCACUGAUUUGGAUAUUGUAUUCAGUUUUAUAAAAGAACACAGUGAACCAUAACAUCACAAAAAAAUUUAAUUUUCCUUCCAUACCUUGAAUUACAAAAGAAGGCGGCAUUGAUAAUGCAUUCAUUUAUAAUUUACAUAUAAAUGGAGAGGAGAGAAUAUUUCCGUUUUUAGUUUACAAAAUAUUAAAAAUAUAUUUUGCUUACUAUUGUAUUGAAUUAUCAGAUAUUUUAUCAGUAUUAAAAAAAUGCCAUGUAAAGUUUAUACUGAUGGUAGAAAUAUUUUUCUCAUCUUAAAAUCGCUGCAGAAUCUGAAGUCUGCAUCCAUUUCUUUAACUAUAUUAUUUGAAAAAGGGGGGGGGAAUAUCAAAAAAAAAUUCUUAAUGCAAAUUCUAAUUGAAAUUAAAUUGAUUGAUUGAGAGAGAAAAGAUUAAAAAUUAGAUUUUUAUUAUCUAUUUCUGAGACUUUCAUUUGAUUAAAAAAAUAUACAUUAAUACUUGUGUUUACUGAUAAGCUUGCAUAAAAAUACUUCAUUAUUCAUUAAAAUUAAAUGAAAUAUUUUUUCUGUUUAAUAAAUAACAGUUGAAAUUGUUGAUGCAAUACUAAUUUAUAAUUGCUGAUAAGCUUAUUCUUAAUAAGUGAAAGAAACUGAAAAAUAUGUAAAAUUAUCUUUUUUUAUGUUAGUGUGUACAUGUGCUUGUUCUUGUAGUGACCUCAAUGUUCUUUAGAUCUGAAUCAUUCUCUUUAGUUUUAUUUGUAUUUAUUGUGAAAUUUUAUAAAUUAAGUCUAAAUCUUCAUCUGUUCCCAAGAUUUGUUGACAGAAGCAGCUAUAUCCUAGUCCUUUGUUUAAUUAGUCAUUUUGAAGUAAUUGAAACUUCCAAUAAUGUAAAUGUAAUUAUUAAUUAAUUCAAAUUAUGAAACAAUAGUUACCUAAAUAAUUUGCUUAUAAAAGUUUAUUUAGUAUUUUGAUUAAUCCUAUUUAGCUCUCAAAAUAAAAAAAAUAAUGUUUUCUUCUUGGCAGCUAAGAUAUGCCAUUACAUUUAUGUGCAAGAAAUACUUACAAUUGAAGAAAAUGCGUGUUAUCUAAUUUUGUGUGAAUCUUUUUACAAGAACUGAUGUGUAUUUACAGAAUGAUAUUCAUUAUGUACUGUUGAAAUCUUAAUGUUAUCUGUAUGUAAAAAUAUUAGUGUCAAAACUAAUGUACAGUAAAAAAGAUAUGUGCUAGUGAGUAUAUAAAACAGAAGUUGUUUUGCA
This is a messenger RNA of Stegodyphus dumicola, 15766 nucleotides long. RefSeq names its product LDL receptor protein 1 (gene LRP1). Gene Ontology annotation, cellular component: apical plasma membrane; plasma membrane; signaling receptor complex. The record is from RefSeq and is a predicted model, not a curated record. Gene Ontology annotation, biological process: receptor-mediated endocytosis. Lineage: Eukaryota; Metazoa; Arthropoda; Arachnida; Araneae; Eresidae. Gene Ontology annotation, molecular function: calcium ion binding; low-density lipoprotein particle receptor activity; hormone binding.